Molecule: messenger RNA, 2649 nt
Organism: Conger conger (European conger)
Lineage: Eukaryota; Metazoa; Chordata; Actinopteri; Anguilliformes; Congridae
Product: XK-related protein 8-like
Exons: 3
Coding region: 77-1489 (470 amino acids)
Biological process (GO): engulfment of apoptotic cell; apoptotic process involved in development; phosphatidylserine exposure on apoptotic cell surface
Cellular component (GO): plasma membrane
Source: RefSeq, a predicted model, not a curated record
UCCGUCUGCUAGGAACUGAUUCCUAUGAAUACACUCGAAGUUGUUAGCUGAUGUUACAGGCAGAACAAAGUCAGCGAUGCCAGAAAGCAUGUAUUUCAGAAUGGACUGUCCCGGUUUUUGUAGAUAUACAUGUCUAGAUUUUGUAUUUGCGGUUGUCGGCGUUUUCGCCUACUUGUGCGACGUGGGAUCCGAUCUGUCGGUCGCGGCUGAGUUCUACCUACAUGGCGACUUCGCUUGGUUCGGGUUGGUGAUUGGGCUCAUGGUUCUGUCGUCAACCGUGGUACAUUUGUUUAGCUGGUUCUGGUUUAAAUACGAUCAAGAACUCGAAGAUUUCAAAUCGCAGACAUCUGCAGAGAGAUUACUUUUUGGUGGCGGAGGGCGCCUGAAACUUAGCCUGCUGCACGCGUUUCAGCUCGGAUUUCUUCUCCGGCACGUGUCGGCCAUCGAGCAGGGCUUCGGCGUGUGGUGGUGGGGGGAGCAGGCCUCCUACGCCGCCUACGUGACCCAUGACCUCAGCAUGCUCCGCCUCCUGGAGGCGUUCUGUGAGAGCGCGCCCCAGCUCACCCUCCUGCUCUACAUCAUCCUCCAGACCGGCCACGCCCGAACCAUGCAGAGUGUGAGUGUGUGUGCCUCCUCGUUCUCCGUGGCGUGGACGGUGGUGAUGUAUCACCGCUCUCUGCGGCGGUUCCUGCCCCAGAAGGCUCAGCAGCGCUGGGGCGCGUCGGCGGUGUACUUCCUGUGGAACCUGCUGCUCAUCACGCCGCGAUUGGCUGCCCUGGCGCUCUUCGCCUCAGCCCUGCCCUGCCCCGCCCCCGCCCACUUCCUGUGCCUGUGGCCGGCGCUCUUCCUGUGGGCGUGGCUUCAGCGCACCAGCUUCAUGGACAGCGCGGGGGGGGAGUGGCUCUAUCGGGGCGCCGUGGCGACCAUCUGGUACUUCAGCUGGUUUAACGUGGCCGAGGGGCGGAGCCGGGGGCGGGGCCUGAUCUACCACGCCCUCAUGAUGACGGACAGCGGGAUCCUGCUGGGGGCGUGGUGGGGGCUGCGGGGGGCGGGGCUUCAGCAGGCCUACGCUGUGGGCGUGGUCAUCGCCCUGCCCUCCGCAUACCUGCUGGGCCUGCUGCUCAAAGGCCUGUAUUACGCCUACCUCCACCCCAAACUCCGCCCACUUCCUGCCGGGGAGGUCCCCAAACUCCGCCCACUUCCUGCCGGGGAGGACCCCAAACUCCGCCCACUUCCUGCCGGGGAGGAACCCAAACUCUGCCCACUUCCUGCUGGGGAGGGCCCCAAACUCCGCCCACUUCCUGCCAGGGAGGAGGAUGUUCCCGAUGGUGACACCCCCUUCAGAUCCCGCCCCCCCCAGCCUGGCCCCUCCCCCUCAAAACUGUGCAAUCAGAGGAUGGCUCGCCUGGCCAGCAUCUUCUACACCCCCCUGCCUGUGCUGCCCUACGCCCGCCAGCCAAUCAGGGCCUCGCCCAACGGCAUCAUCUAAACCGUACACCCUCCUGAACCCCUACCUCAACAUCUCCACCUGCCUACUGACCUCAACGUCAGGGGCACGUUCAGCCCCAACAAAAUAUAGAGACAUUCACCAUCGCACAACCAUGUGCCAUGGAGGGCUGAGAAUUUGCAGGUUCUCCUCAUUAUAUUACCUGGUCUUUGGCUGUACCCAUAGCCACUUACAGUUGAUGAGACUAAGCAGGAGACAAUCCCCCCCAGGAGUAAUGUGGGGUUUCGGGCCAAAAUCGUGCAAUGUGACCGCUGCUACAACCACAGACAAUGGACGUCUAAUGAACAUCCAAUAGGAGCCGUGUAAUAUAAUGCAUGACGUACUGUAAACGACACACGUGACACUAACCACAAUAAACACGUUGUUAUUUCAAAUGUGACCUUCGAUACUAAAAUAUCACCUUGCAUGUGGAUGAAGUAGCAUUGGCUAUUUAAGUGUACCGUUAAAAUGCUAUCACUUUUGCUACCGAAGGAAAGCGAGAAAAUAAACCGCCUUUAGAAUCACUUUUUCCGAGCAAAAAAACGCCACGAUUAGUCUUCAGCUCUUUCUUCCAUCGUCCUCAAGUUCAGCGCGUGGAUGUCAGAUGAUGCAGCUCCUGCACUGUAGGAUGGAAUCUGCUCUUAUUAUAUGAUCAUUGAAUUUUACCUCGCAGUGUGACGACAAUGAAAGACUGGAUGCUAUCAGUACUACACACGACGUGUGCGGCUAGCGUUAACCACUAUGCUACAGGCUGUGCUACGCUGCUACAGGCUGUGCUACGCUGCAACCAAUCACUACACCUGCAGAUCACACCUUCAACCAGAGAGGAGGGAACUCAUGUAUUGAUCAGCUGCCCAGGCGCCCGGAGUUUUUACCUAAAAUGCCUUGAGCAGAUACUGUGGUUUGUGAAUAAAUAGCUGUUGUGAAUCGUGAAAGCUGAGUACCCUUCUGUUGUACUGUGUGUUAUUUUAGAUUUGGCAAUAAUGUUCUGCGUUGGGAUACAGACAUGCGUUUCCACUUUAAAGGAAAACCCAACAGUUGGUGGAAAAUAAUUUCUUCUGUCUUCGGUCAACAUGAACACUUAUCAGGGUGAGCGUGCUGUAACCCAGGCAUUAAAUACAAUUCAGUGUUGGGGGAAAACCCAACCCUGUUUGUCACCUUCA